AUGUGUGACACACUUUAUGAGAACAUGGAUAAUGGUCAGUUGAGUGGUGUUGUUUUCCUUGAUAUUAGAAAAGCUUUUGAUUCUAUUGAUCAUACAAUCUUAUUGCAAAAGAUGAAUGAUCAAUUUGGAAUAAAAAAUGUGGAACUGCAUUGGUUUAAGUCCUAUCUAACUAAUAGAGAGCAAGCAUGCAUUGUCAACGGUGCAAUGUCAUCACCUAAAACGAUUGUGUGCAUGCGGAGUUCCGCAGGGAUCAAUUCUUGGUCCCUUGCUGUUUUUAUUAUAUAUUAAUGAUUUACCCGAAUGCCUCGAAAAAACUUCGCCACACCUAUACGCUGAUGAUACUCAAAUUUCUACUUCUGCCAAAACUAUUGAGGAACUUACUAAAAAUCUAAAUAUGACCUGAAAAAAGUCGGUGAGUGGCUUGCUCGAAAUAAACUGCAACACCACCCAACUAAGACCAAAUUAAUGUAUAUCGGUUCAAAGUAUAAUACUGAUACUAUGACUUAUGAUAUUCCAGUAAUGAUGAAUAACCAAUUCAUAACUCUUGCUCAUUAAUACACAUGCCUUGGGGUUAAACUUGAUGAAAACCUUAAUUGGCAUGAGCAUGUUGAAAUGAUUUGUAAGAAAGUUGGGGCCGGCAUAGGAGCAAUGCAACGAAUUAAGCCAUAUGUUCCUAUAAAUACCCUGCAUACCAUUUACAGAGCUUUGAUAGAACCAUAUUUUGAUUAUUGUAGUCCAUUAUGGGACGUCUGUAACCAGCAGCUGAAAGAUAAGCUUCAAAAGUUCCAAAACCGUGCAGCGAGAAUUAUAACCGGCGCCAGCUAUGAAAUAAGGUCUGCUGAUGUUCUUCGAUCCCUUGCUUGGGAAAAUUUAGAGAUAAGACAACGUACAACUAAAUCCACAUUAAUGUAUAAAGUCCUGAAUGAUUGCGCUGGGCCGAACUUGAAGGAAGCUCUAACGAGAAGGGACCUUGUUCAAACCAGUUAUAAUCUUCGCAAUACUUAUACUGACCUUACCCUUGCUAAGCCAAAACGAGAAUUUCUAAAAAAAGCUUUAAGUAUAGCGGAGCUAAAUUGUGGAAUAGUCUUCCUUCUGAUGCGAAGCUAGCGCAAUCAAUUUAUUCUUUUAAAAACUGCCUGAAAGAUUCACGCUAACAUCUUCUAAUAUAUUGUAUAUGCAUGCUUUAGAAAUAUGGGUCACACCGUUUGGAACUUAAUUCUUGUAUUGUAAAUAGUUGUAUAUAAUUCUUUAUUCUUUUUUAUACCAUAUUUGUAAUUUUUAAUAGUAACAGACGUCCCUCGUGAAAAUCAACAAAUCGUUGACGAGGCUAACGUCUUUAAAUAAAGUUUACAUACAAUACAUACAUGAGGACAAGUGUCAUGACUCCGAGGACAAGGUUCCUGACGCUGAGGACAAAGUUCGUGACGCGAGGACAAGGUUCCUGACGCUCAGGACAAGGUUCCUGACGGUGAGGACAAGGUACCUGACGCUGAGGACAAGGUUCUUCAAGGUGAAGACAAGGUUCCUGACGCGAGGACAAGGUACCUGACGCUGAGGAUAAGGUUCUUGACGCUGAGGACAAUGUUCCUAACGCUGAGGACAAGGAUCCUGACGCUGAGAACAAGGUUCCUGACACUGAUGACAAGGUUCCUGACGCUGAGGACAAGGUUCUUGACGCUGAGGACAAGGUUCCUGGCGCUGAGGACAAGGUUCCUGACGCUGAGGACAAGGUUCUUGCCGCUGAGGACAAGGUUUCUAACGCUGAGGAAAAGCAUGUUGACGCUGAGGACAAGGCUCCUGACGCUGAGGAGAAGGUUCCUGACGCUGAGGACAAGGUUCUUGACGCUGAGGACAAGGUUCCUGACGCUGAGGACAAGGUUCCAGACGCUGAGGACAAGGUUCCUGACGGUGAGGAAAAGGUUCUUGACGCUGAGGACAAGGUUCCUGACGCUGAGGACAAGGUUCCUGACGCUGAGGACAAGGUUCUUGACGCUGAGGACAAGGUUCCUGACGCUGAGGACAAGGUUCCACACGCUGAGGACAAGGUUCCUGACGCUGAGGACAAGGUUCCUGACGCUGAGGACAAGGUCCUUGACGCUGAGGACAAGGUUUCUAACGCUGAGGAAAAGGAUGUUGACGCUGAGGACAAGGCUCCUGACGCUGAGGAGAAGGUUCCUGACGCGAGGACAAGGUUCCAGACGUUGAGGAGAAGGUUCCUGACGCUGAGAACAAGGUUCUUGACGCUGAGGACAAGGUUCCUGACGCUGAGGACAAGGUUCCAGACGCUGAGGACAAGGUUCCUGACGCCGAGGACAAGGUUCCUGACGCUGAGGACAAGGUUCUUGACGCUUAGGACAAGGUUUCUAACGCUGAGGAAAAGGAUGUUGACGCUGAGGACAAGGCUCCUGACGCUGAGGAGAAGUUUCCUGACGCGAGGACAAGGUUCCAGAUGCUUAGGACAAGGUUCCUGACGCUGAGGUCAAGGUUCUUGACGAUGAGGACAAGGUUCCUCACGCUGAGGAGAAGGUUCCUGACGCUGAGGACAAGGCUCUUGACGCUGAGGACAAGGUUUCUAACGCUGAGGAAAAGGAUGUUGACGCUGAGGACAAGGUUCCUGACGCUGAGGACAAGGUUCCUGACGAUGAGGACAAGGUUUUUGACGCUGAGGACAAGGUUUCUAAUGAUUAGGACAAGGUUUCUGACGCUGAGGACAAGGUUCCUGACACUGAGGGCAAGGUUCCACACGCUGAGGACAAUGCUCCUGGCGCUAAGGACAAGGUUCUUGACGCUGAGGACAAGGUUUCUAACGCUGAGGAAAAAGAUGUUGACGCUGAGGACUAG
This is a messenger RNA of Paramuricea clavata, 2841 nucleotides long. NCBI's taxonomy places the organism in Eukaryota, Metazoa, Cnidaria, Anthozoa, Malacalcyonacea, Plexauridae. The record is from the annotation of a GenBank genome assembly.